Messenger RNA from Telopea speciosissima, 1505 nucleotides. RefSeq names its product polyubiquitin. Bases 87 to 1460 code for a protein of 457 amino acids. Gene Ontology annotation, molecular function: ubiquitin protein ligase binding; protein tag activity. The transcript is spliced from 3 exons. Gene Ontology annotation, biological process: modification-dependent protein catabolic process; protein ubiquitination. NCBI's taxonomy places the organism in Eukaryota, Viridiplantae, Streptophyta, Magnoliopsida, Proteales, Proteaceae. The record is from RefSeq and is a predicted model, not a curated record. Gene Ontology annotation, cellular component: nucleus; cytoplasm.
CUAGGUCUACCCAAUUUCAUUGUUCUCAUAGAAUUCUUCUCAUUCUCUUCUAGGUAUUGAAGAAAGCUCCCAAAUCUCCUUUCAAGAUGCAGAUCUUCGUCAAGACUCUUACCGGAAAGACCAUCACCCUUGAGGUCGAAAGCUCCGACACCAUCGAUAAUGUCAAGGCCAAGAUCCAGGAUAAGGAGGGAAUCCCACCAGACCAGCAGCGUUUGAUCUUCGCAGGAAAGCAGCUUGAGGAUGGCCGUACACUAGCGGACUACAACAUCCAAAAGGAAUCCACCCUCCAUCUCGUCCUUCGUCUCAGGGGAGGCAUGCAAAUUUUCGUCAAGACCCUCACCGGAAAGACGAUCACCCUCGAAGUCGAGAGCUCUGACACAAUUGACAAUGUCAAAGCAAAGAUCCAGGACAAGGAAGGAAUUCCCCCAGACCAGCAGCGUUUGAUCUUCGCCGGAAAGCAGCUUGAAGAUGGCCGAACCCUCGCUGAUUACAACAUCCAGAAGGAAUCCACUCUCCACCUGGUCCUCAGGCUCAGGGGUGGGAUGCAAAUCUUCGUUAAGACCCUCACCGGCAAGACCAUUACCCUCGAGGUAGAGAGCUCCGACACCAUCGAUAAUGUCAAGGCCAAGAUCCAGGACAAGGAGGGCAUUCCACCAGACCAGCAGCGUCUGAUCUUUGCCGGUAAACAGCUUGAGGAUGGCCGUACCCUCGCCGAUUACAACAUCCAGAAGGAGUCUACUCUCCACUUGGUGCUCCGUUUGAGGGGAGGCAUGCAGAUCUUUGUGAAAACCCUUACUGGCAAGACCAUAACCCUGGAGGUUGAGAGCUCGGACACCAUUGAUAACGUGAAGGCAAAGAUUCAAGACAAGGAGGGUAUCCCUCCUGACCAACAGAGGCUUAUCUUCGCUGGCAAGCAGCUUGAGGAUGGGCGGACGUUGGCGGACUACAACAUCCAGAAGGAAUCGACCCUUCACUUGGUGUUGCGUCUGAGGGGAGGUAUGCAGAUAUUCGUCAAGACCCUGACUGGCAAGACCAUCACCCUGGAGGUGGAAAGCUCUGAUACGAUUGACAACGUGAAGGCCAAAAUCCAGGAUAAGGAGGGAAUCCCACCUGACCAGCAGAGGCUGAUCUUCGCUGGUAAGCAGUUGGAAGAUGGGAGGACUCUUGCGGACUACAACAUCCAGAAGGAGUCUACCCUUCAUUUGGUGCUGCGUCUGCGUGGUGGGAUGCAGAUCUUUGUCAAGACCCUGACUGGGAAGACCAUCACCCUGGAAGUGGAGAGCUCUGACACGAUCGACAAUGUGAAGGCGAAGAUCCAGGACAAGGAGGGUAUCCCUCCUGAUCAGCAGCGUCUCAUCUUCGCUGGGAAACAGCUCGAGGAUGGGCGCACCCUCGCCGAUUACAAUAUUCAGAAGGAGUCGACUCUCCACCUUGUUCUUCGUCUUCGUGGUGGUUUCUGAAUCUCUGGCUUCUCAAUGGUUUCUGGGUGGUUUGCUAUUGGCGUU